AUGAAGGUGCGAGGGGCACAUUGGAGAUGGAGGCUGAUUUUUUCAGCAUUCUCGUUAGCUUUCGCUAAUUCACAAGACAUAUCAGCGUGCUGCGAUAAGGCCACAGGAACAUGUCGGAGCGUUUGCGAAAAGAUGUCGUUAGUCGAGAUAGCAUCAGACUCGGCCAUGAGGGAGGAGAGAAUACAGAACAUCUAUAAGUUCUGUACACCACAACUGAUAGAGUUCUGGAUAUGUAUGAACCAAACAAUACAAGAAGUAGUAUCGGGUUCUGGGUGGUGGGGGCGCGCAUGCUGUUCCCUUGGCCAUUCGCCCUCGUGUAGAAGAGCUUGCGCCACCGCAUCAGAUGCUGCGGCUCUGUCCAACACGUGUCGUAGAUCCGAUGAAAUUGCUUUCUUCGACUGUGUCCAGAAGCAGCAGGAAGCUCAAUGGUGCUGUUCUCAAACCCAAUCGCUAAGCUGCCACGAGGCGUGCUCCCGCGCAGUGUGGCGUGUUGGACAGACUCGAGCGAGCAGCGCUGCCCGUGAUCGAGCAGUCGAAGCAUGUGACCAGUCCCCACCACUACUGCGGUGUCUUUCAGAACUUACAGCUUCCACUGUUCAUGCUGACACAUCAAAAUAUUUGCCUUGUUGUCACGAGUCUCCAAGCUCUGAGUGUCGAAACACAUGUGAAACUGUUCUUCGAAGAACAGGAGAGUCUCAGGAAAUAGCAGAAGCCCUGUCGCAGGAAUGUGGAGCGCCAGCCAUCCACGACAAUAUGUGGCAAUGCUUCCUUAGAAAGGACGCACCACCAGACACCAAAGAUGUUAUUCCUCACGAUGUUGCGAAAUUGCACUGUUGUCAUAAGGGCGCUACAAUAAAUUGUCGAAGACUAUGUUUCAACACGUUUAGUUCUGGCUGGCAAACCAAUUUUCAAAAGUUUUACUCAGAAUGUUUAGGCGAUCCCCAAGAAACCGAAUUGGCUGAAUGUAUUGAAGAAGUUGAAUCCCCCUGUUCCUUGGGAUGUGCUGGUCUGACAUACUGCAGCCAGUUGAAUAACCGUCCCAGUACUUUAUUCCGUUCGUGUUCAGCACAGGCUGAUCUAGACGCACAUCUUGCUGUUGCAGAACAAAAGGGAUCUGGGUAUGUAACAGUAGCAGGUAUGCAGCUGCCUUUAAAAAAUUCCUCCCAAUGCAAUACAGAUAUAUGGAAGAGCGUUGCGUGUGCGCUUCAUGUGAAGCCCUGUACGAAUAAGGGUCACAGCAGUCUUCUUUGUAUGGAGGAUUGUUUAAAGUUGGUAUCUUCGUGCGUAGAAUGGUCUCGGGCACCACUAUCUGCGCCUGCGCUAUGUGCCCGUCUCGCUCCAAAGCACGAGAACGCACCGUGUGUAUCUCUCUCUGACUUCAUGACGCCUAGUUCAGAACCAGCACUACUAUCCGCAAGCGAAGCGGUGCGUUCACCCUGCGCGGGUGCACCGUGCAAUUCCUCACAAGUCUGCGCACUCAACAGAAGUUGUACCACCAGUGACUCUUGCGCGCGUUUCACUUGUUUGGAUGGAUGCCCCUUAGGUGAUGGAAGCCCUUACAUCGUAGCUAUAGGGUCGUGGGUUCGAGUACCUAUGCCAUGUGCUUCACAAAAAGUUUGUAUCAAAAUCUGCCGUUGUACAAAUCGAGGUUUAACUCAUUGUCAGCCUCUACCCAGUGUGGCCUUGGAUAACUGCCGGCUUCACGAUAAAAUAGUUAAACAUGGUGAAAAAUAUUACAUGGAGUGCAACCCGUGCCGCUGUAUGUCGGGGGAGCGGGUCUGCGGUCGAAGGGCUUGCGGGCGAGCUGCCCUGAUGACCGGUCUCCCUUGCAACUGUCCACCUCACCAUUUACCAGUCCACACGCCGGGUAGACUGUACCCUAACGCGUGUCUUGCUAAAUGCGCGGGCGCAACCGACGGUGAGAUAGAGUUCGGUUCACGUUCCGUGUGCGCAAACGCAGCUUGCCCGCGUCGACAUGUGUGUCUACCAGCGACAUCUGUCUGUCUUUCGAGAUUGCAACUUGACUGUCCGCAAUAUACAUGUGUGAACAUAUCAAAUUGCAAUGCACAUGCGCCCGCGCCGGUUUGCGAUACAGACGGACACACGCAUGCUAAUCCGUGUCAUUUGGUUAUGAGUGGGAGGAAGCUGGCGUACUGGGGGCAUUGUUUGCAAGGGUGUUCUGCGGUCGGUACGGUUUGUGGUGUAAAUGGAGUGACAUAUUUUUCUGAAUGCGCCGCGUGGGCCGAAUACGUAAGCGUCGAUUAUUUCGGCCCGUGCUACGCUGUCGGGCCCAUAUCAGACCUUAUGGAACCAAAAUGCCACUUAGACCGAAUCUUGUGUCCGCCUUUAAAAAACCCGAAUUGCCUCGGAUUCACCGCCCCUGGGGCGUGCUGUCCAAAAUGUGGAGGUGCUUUGAGAAUACUCUACUCAAAAAAGCAGAUAGAUAGAGCUCUAUAUGGUACAAACAUAUCUGCGUCUGUUAUCAACCUCAGAAAUGUGUUGUCGGCUUUAGAAAAGCACGUAAAAGUGGCCGAAUGCGCGCUACGUGGCUAUUUAACUAUUGAAAUGGAGAUUUUCGUAACUAUAGAAGCCAUUGUAAAGAACCCGACAGAUUUGCAGUUGAAGGUGUGCGUUCUUGAAGCCGAGAAAAUAGCUGAUCUCAUAAAUAGAGAUAGUGCGUUAAUAACUAGUGAUUUAGGGUUAAGUGCUUUGUCCUACGCUUUAGUUAUCCAUACUUCUCCCACUCAAGGAGUUGGUGGUUUAGCUCUGUCCCUCGUUACCGUUGCGUAUUCUCUUAUAUUUGUUUAUGUGUUGAGGUAA
This is a messenger RNA of Leptosia nina, 2820 nucleotides long. The record is from the annotation of a GenBank genome assembly. NCBI's taxonomy places the organism in Eukaryota, Metazoa, Arthropoda, Insecta, Lepidoptera, Pieridae.